GUGAAAAAAAAAAAAAAAAAAUUCAAACUUUCUUCUCCCACACCAAAACCUAAAACCCUAGGAUGGGAAAGAAAAACAAGAAUGAAUCAUCAUCAUCUGACCUACUGCAGACCCUGGGAGACUUCACAAGCAAAGAAAACUGGGACAAGUUCUUCACCAUCCGUGGUUGUGACGACUCUUUCGAGUGGUACGCUGAGUGGCCUCAGCUACGCGGCCCGCUCCUCUCCCUUCUCGGUCCUCCUUCUGCCCAAAUUCUCGUCCCCGGUUGCGGAAAUUCACGCCUCUCCGAGCACUUAUACGACGCCGGAUUUCAUGGCAUUACCAAUAUUGAUUUCUCCAAAGUUGUCAUUUCUGACAUGUUGCGCCGCAAUGUCCGGGACCGACCCGAUAUGCGGUGGCGGGUCAUGGAUAUGACUAACAUGCAGUUUACAGAUGAGAGUUUUGAUGUUGUACUUGAUAAAGGUGGAUUGGAUGCUUUGAUGGAGCCAGAGCUUGGUCCCAAGCUGGGGAAUCAGUAUCUAUCAGAGGUGAAAAGACUUCUUAAAACUGGAGGGAAGUUUAUUUGCCUUACCUUAGCAGAGUCUCAUGUUCUAGUUUUGCUUUUCUCUAAGUUUCGGUUUGGGUGGAAACUGUGUGUUCAUCCCAUACCUCUGAAAUCAUCUUGUAGGCCUAGUCUUCAAACCUUUAUGAUUGUCGCAGAGAAAGAUGAUAUUUCUGUGUUGCACCAGAUAACAUCAUCAUUCAAUCGUUCUUCUCUUGAUUGUAACAAAAGUCAGGCAUUUGGUAUUCAUGAAGCCCUUGAAAAAGAGAACCAAAUUCGUAGUGAAUACUCCAAUGGCUCCGAUAUAUUGUAUUCUCUUGAAGAUCUACAAUUGGGAGCUAAAGGGGAUCUAAAGAGGCUUAGUCAUGGUCGUCGGUUUGAGCUUGCACUGGGUGUACAUGGGGACUCCCAGUUUGGUUAUAGAGCUGUACUUCUUGAUGCCCGAGAAGACUGUGGUCCAUUCAUUUAUAACUGUGGGGUGUUUAUUGUGCCAAAGACUCGGGCUCAUGAAUGGCUCUUCUCUUCAGAAGAAGGACAAUGGAUGGUAGUUGAAAGCUCAAAGGCUGCACGUCUUAUUAUGGUCUUAUUGGACACUAGCCAUGCUAAUGCCAGCAUGGAUGAUAUCCAGAAGGACUUAUCUCCUCUAGUAAAACAGUUGGCACCUGGGAAUGAAAGUGGAGCCCAAAUACCGUUUAUGAUGGCAAGUGAUGGGAUCAAGCAGCGGAAUAUUGUUCAUCAGGUCUCAUCUUCAUUAACAGGAUCGAUAAUUGUUGAAGAUGUAGUUUAUGAAAAUGUUGAUGCUGAUAUCAGUCGCUUAUGGCCAUCCGAAGAUUUGAAAUUCCGUCGCCUUGUCUUCCAAAGAACUCAGGGUCUGGUACAAUCAGAAGCUUUGCUGAUGAAGGAUGUAUCUUCUCAUAAAAUUGUGAGUGAAACAGAUAGGAAGAAAGCUGUUUCAUCUUCCAAAUCCAAGCGAAGGGGAUUUCAAAGACAGAAUGAUGAUUCAGGCAACCGGCUGAAAGUCUAUCAUGGUUAUUUGGCAAGUUCUUAUCAUACGGGAAUCAUCUCUGGAUUUAGUCUUAUUUCUUCCUACUUGGAGAGUGUGGCAUCAACUGCAAAAACUGCUAAAGCAGUUAUUAUUGGUCUUGGAGCUGGUGUACUUCCAAUGUUUCUUCGUGCAUGUAUGCCCUUAUUGGACAUUGAGGUGGUGGAGUUAGAUGAUAUCAUGCUUAAUCUUGCAAGGGACUACUUUGCUUUUACUGAAGAUACAAAUUUGAAGGUACAUGUUGCUGAUGGGAUUCAGUUUGUUAGAGAAAUCACAAACUCUUUUGCAGCUGAUGAACUGCCUGUUCAUGGAAAUUUCGAUGCUUCUGACAACACGAGACUUCCUCUCAAUGGAAGUUGCAGUGCGUCUAGUACAAAAGUUGUUGGUAGUAGCAGAGUUGAUGUUCUAAUUAUUGACGUGGACUCCUCCGAUUCAAGGUGA
Messenger RNA from Pistacia vera, 2024 nucleotides. RefSeq names its product eEF1A lysine and N-terminal methyltransferase-like. The record is from RefSeq and is a predicted model, not a curated record. Bases 63 to 2024 code for a protein of 653 amino acids. The transcript has 14 exons. Gene Ontology annotation, molecular function: S-adenosylmethionine-dependent methyltransferase activity. Lineage: Eukaryota; Viridiplantae; Streptophyta; Magnoliopsida; Sapindales; Anacardiaceae.